CUGUUUUGACUGUCGCUGUCUUUCCUACGAGUGCCUGUGCUCGCCAUUCGAUCUUGAUCAGUCUUUUGCUUAGUGUGGGCGGCCUUGUCCUCACCCUCCGACACAUACCCGUCGCCAUGACCUAUAUGUUGAAGAGGAGUCUUUUCGGACUGGAUAUCAACAAGAGAGGCACACCAGGCGGACAAGUAAAAGUCUUUUUCUACUGCAGGGAGGCGAGGAAGGGCAUCUGCUCAUUACUGCUGCAUGUCGCUUGGUGUGGGGUAGUUGUGCUAUUACUAUGUGGUCCCGCUCCUUCGCUCUGUAAGGAGGCCGGAGGAGCGGGAGGAGGAGGAGGGGGAGAAGGUGGUGAUGGGCCGAGGACUUUGUCCACAGUACCUGUUGAUGUCAUCGGCGGCAAGGAGAAGGGGGUGAGGCCAUCACCCUCCCCUGCUUCCUCUCCUCCCUCCUCGCCCUCUUCUUCUGACUCUUCUCCUCCUCCUCCUCCUCCCUCUCCCUCUCUGUCCCGGAAGGAAGGCGCCGCCCAUCAGCAGCAGCAUGGGGCGGUGGCAUUGCCGGCUCAGCUUCAGGAAGGGGGCARUGUCGGGAUUGAUGGGGUAAAUGUGCUCGAGGAGAAAGAGGAGGGGGGACAGGAGGCGGCGAAGGGUUCUCGUAGACGUGCCAUCGCGGAGCAGUUGUAUCUAGGUGGCCUAGAAGAGCAGCAGCGCCUCCUGGUGAAGGCAAUCAGCGUCGAGGAUGGAGAUCGGCCCGCCAAAAAUGAAGACCUUGAUGCCAAGGCUAAUGAUCUGCUCUUUCGUGAUGAUGAGGGUGGUGGGCAUGGCGUUGGUAGUCGCAGACUCCAGGAAGGAGAUUUUCCCGCCGAACCUAAYGGUCUCGUCUUUGCAGAUGAGAGUAGUGAUGGGGGGGGUCUGGUCGGGCAGGAAGGGCUGGUGUCAGUUUUGCCGCCGGCACCAACUUGCAGCGAUGGGGGCAGCGGYGGGGUCAGGGGCGGGAACUGCAAGAAGAUUGGAGCAGAUCGGCCGCUGCCUAAUGAUUGCUUGGAAGAAAGCGGGAGGGGCGAGGGGGAGAGGGGCUGCAUGCCAGCAGUGAUAUUCGGCGACGGGAGACGAGGAGAGGAAGCGGCGGUCCUGACUGGUAAUGCUGCUCUUCCCGUAAAGGAAAGCCAGGUUGUUAGGAGGGCAGUGGUCAAUCAUGAUGGCGAUGGCGAGGAUAGUGAUGAUGAUGAUGAUGAUGGUGAUGAUAGAGGUGGGGGAGAGGGUGGUGGUAGGAGGAGGACAGCUGGCACCUCCUCCACAUGGCCUCGUCAUCCCUUGAUUGAYGCUGAGUCAUCGGGCCACCACGUGUAUGUCGAGGGCAUCCAGCAGGAGAGAUGGGAGAGAAGUUCAGGGAGCAGCGAUCGGGAUGGGCAGYGGACAGAUCUCUCCUCUUUUAGUGSCAACAAGGACGGCCAUCCCCGUCAUGGAGUGGAUGCGGCGAUGGCGGCCUCUGCUGCCGUUGCUGGGAGGAACGGACAACGAGGAGGACGUGAUGGAGGUGAAGGAGGUGGGGGGUUACCCUCUUCUUCAUCUUCCUUAUCCUCCUCCRCUUCGACUUCCUUGCMUUCUUCUUCGCCGUCUUCGUCCUCUGGGGCGGGUGCCGCCUCUAUUUCCUCUCUCUCGUCAUCGUCGGCAGCGGCUAUCGGGGCAGCGAUGAUGGUCGGAGAGCAGUUGAUGAUAGCCACCACCCCGCUGAGAUCGACAUUUCGCGGGGUGGUCUCCUCGUUGGCACCAAAUGUGUCCAUUUUCCCGCCAUUUCUUGACUGGGGGGAGCAACCGCUCUGUACGCCUUCCUCCCUCUCUCUCGUCGUCACCAAUUUGUCGAACGACACAGAUCUGCUUGUGCGAUCGGUGUCGUCUGACAAUGUACAAUUUUAUCCGUCCGAUUUUGGCAGAUCUAGCAUUGCUCCUGGUCAACGUUUGUCGCUGACGAUCGAGUACUUACCCCGGGAAGAAAUUCCCGCCAAUGGCACGCUGAUAGUGCAGACUAGCGCCGGGGGAUUCUUGGUCGACAUGACAGGAGUCGGGACCUCGUCACCUCAUCGUGUCAGACCCUACCUCGGCCUCCGUCUGCCCGUCAAUGAAACUSUUGAACUUCCAUUAGAGAUUUUUAAUCCCUKCUCAAGUUCGCUGAGAGUAACUGAGAUCUUCUCACAAGAGGAUUUCAUACGACUGACCUUACCUUCUUCUCCUUCUCCUUCUCCUCCUUCUCCUCCUGCUGGUGMUGGUGCUGGUGGUGGUGAUUCUUCAUYGUCUUCACGUUAUCGCCAAGAUGGAGGUGAGGACAGGAAACGGAGAUGGAAAGGAGAGGAGGAGGAGCAGGUGAGGGAGGRGAGGAAGGAGGAGGAGGGGGCRCCGGCAUCAGUAUGGGAGAUUCAAGCUCAUGCCAGUAGGACAGUUAUCCUUGUGCAUGUUCAAGCAGCGAAAUUGGCGGGAAAGUUACAAGGGCAGGUUCAUAUUGUCCUAUCUCCAGUUGCUCCUCAUGUACCAUCUCCUCCUCCUCCUCCUAGUGGUGCAGUGGGUGCUGCGGGUGCGGCAGCUGCUGCAGGUGUUGGGGCAUUCAAGCUGAUCGUUCCGUUGGAUAUAUUGGUAAUCAAGGAAGGUGUCUAUCUUCCAAGAGGGAGUGGGGGAAGUCGGGAAGGUGCUGAUGUGGAUUUCGGGACGCUGAGUAGCAUGGAAGCCUAUGGUGGGCCUGUGACACGGGCGAUUGCUCUGUCCAAUCUGAAGGGAGGAAGAUCYGUUGCAGUAGAGGAAGUCUACGUGGAGGAGGAGGAUUGCAAUGUGCUUGAGCUUAAGUUCAAUCCGGGACAAUUGCUGUCUCCAGGAGCUACGGCAGAGAUUGCGCAGGUGACGUACGGCGGGAUAGAGCCGACAUCCCAAUCGCCAUCGCCGACGUCAACCUUAUUAGGCGGUCGUGUGCAACGCCCGGGGCGUGGGCGGGGACAAAGUGUGCCUUCUUCAGCACCGUCUCCUGUAGUGGGCGGUGUCCUGGGCAAGCAGGCAGAUGCUGAAGACUGGYCAUGGCGCUGGGGCAAGAUCUUGAUCCGUACGAAUGAGACAAGGAAUCCCGUUCUGUCUGUUGCUUAUCGCGCUCGCGUGGUUCAUGGUGGUCUUUUCUGUUCUAUCGAACAAUCAACUUUCAUAAUCCCUUCACAUUUCCCACGUCAUCCGAUCCUGGCAUCCGUUGGUGCAGUUGAAGGAGCCGAAGAGGGAUCCGUGGUGUCGGCGCCAUYGCCGUCAGCCACCAAGAAAGCGAGUGCAGAUGGAAAGCAGAAGACGUGCCCCCCCGGUUCAGGGGAAGAAAGAGGAGGUGGCGGUGGUCGUGGUUCUGGCCAAGACAUUGUCGUUUCUGGAUAUCUCUCCCUUGUCAACGGGUUUCACGUUCCUGUCUCAGUUUUCAAUGCGUCUGUUGAAGACCCUCUGCGCUUCCGGAUCUUGUCUUCGUCCUUUGCACGAGACGUUGUGCCGGGGGCAGUUGUGGGGAACAUCUCCAUCGAGCUCAUGCUCACCACACCUGCCUCCGCCGCCCCCAGUACCACCGAUACCUCGUCGGGUCUGGGCUUGAAUCUGGGACCUGGGGCUACUGCAAAGGCGGCGGAUGCUAGGUACCUGAAGCGUCAUCAUCACCCCAGGAGCUCGAAUGGCGACGCGGACGGUGCCUCUUCUUCUCCUCUGCGACCAGGCUCUUCUUUGUACAGGGUACUUCCUGUUUCAUGGCUAAUCUUAUCGACCAGCCUGGCGGAGGCCCGCGUCCCCCUCUACGUCCAUUCUGGCAGAUUGACUGUCUCGCCAACGAAAUCGCGGAGCGAAGGUGGCAAGCAGGCUCAUGACGAGUUACGUCAAGAGCAGCACUUUUUGCUUGAUUCUUCCUUAAUUGGCACUGCRGUAGGCGUGGAAGGSGGAACAUAUGCUGAUGUGGGCGCGCACGCAGUACCUCUCGGUGCUCUGACCAGAGGCCCUGUUUUGACCGAGGAGGGUUCGCAGCAGGGACAUGACGAGGAGGAGGAGGAGCUGCAGAUGGACUUGGGGGCUAUUGGGGUGGGCGGUUUCGGAUUUGGCAGGUUCAAUAUAAUGAACACCGCUCCCAUUGAUGUUCCCAUCUUGCACGUACAYGUCCCAAUCACAGAGAUGCGGGUGUUUGUGGCACUGCCGGACGGCAAAACGAUGUGCUUUGGCGUGAAUGGGAGUUGCGAAGGAAGAGGAGGAGGAGGAGGAUUAUCUAGGGCCUGGCCUUCUCCUUCCACAGUUGCUGCUGCUGUGAAGGAAGCAGAGGAGGACGCGGCGGAGAGGACGAAAGCCCCAGCAAGCAGGGGAGCAGAAGAGCAUGGAGGGGUCGAGGACGUGGGGGAAGGGAUUGUCUUCGGAGUGGGAGCUGGUCAUGCAUUAGGGUUGGAUAGUCUCAGUAACCCUGGGGUUGCUGCGGCGCCAGGAAGGCAUCAACCGCUUUUUCUGAUUCCGUCUGGGACAAGGGUGGAGGUAGAGGUGGAGGUGGCAUCACCUAAAGCCGCGGUCUUAAGUGAGGAGUUCCAAAUUGUUACCAARUAUCAGAAGAUARAGGUGAGGGUGCGCUGCGAGUGUCUGCACGGCUCGCUGCAUCUAAUUCCGUCGCCAAUGGCCUUCGGUAUGGCGUUUCCUGGGUACAUGGUGAGGAAGAAGGUGUGGGCAAUGAACACUUUCCCRAGACCGCURACCAUUUCUCGAAUUGAGACGUCGGAUCCGCGGUUCUUUUCUGAACUGUCGGUGAGGACGCUGRUUCCCAACGAGAGGCGGGAGAUUGGGUCUCUGGUUUUCGAUCCGUCAUUGGGUGGGAACAAGCACAAUUACAUGACSGACGAGGAAACUGGAGCGGCACCKGGGSUCAGUUUUUGCUGUGCUGGCGAUGGCGGGGUGCYAAACGGGGUAGCAAAUUCAGGAAGCGAGACGGGGGGUGGAGCGGUGGCGGGAGGUAAGAAAGGGUGGGGAGGGUCCUUUCUGAGAGGUGGGGCCCGAGGUGGAGGUGGUGGAGCAUCUGGGGGUUGGGAGCAGAUCAUCAGAGAGGAUGUGGAGGCGGUCAGAAGACGAGAGAAUAUCUGGCAGGCCAUUUUUUCACAAGAGGAACAUGAYGUCAGUGCAAUCCUUACGCUGCACACGGAUGUUGUCAGAGAGCACUUSGUGCCGGUCAGUGCGUCUCUCAUCUGGCCGCAACUCCUGCAGCUCAAGAGGAUGAACUUCUCCCUUGUGCAGAUCGGCUCCGAAUCCGUCAGAGGGAUACGAGUCUGCAAUCCGAGUGACCGCCAUGUGCAUGUGCAACUGAUGGUGGACACCACCGCCGGCAGCAGCGGCGGGAGAGGAGUCAGGGAGGAGAGGGGAGGGCGGGAAGGGGGUGGUGCAGAUCGAACUGAGUUGAUGGGGGAUGGACAGCAACCUCGGCGAGGCGGGAGUGUGGCAGCGGGGGAGGAGGGGGAUUUCUUUCUAGGAUCGGGAACAUCUGUCGGGCGUGCGAGGUUUGCCGAGGCACUCGUUCCACCUCAUUCGGAAGUUGAUAUCGGACACGUGGCAUACCGUCCAGCGAGCUUGAGGCAGGUGAGGGGGGUUCUGUACUUGAGGAAUAACUUGACCCGCUUGGAGCGUGUAUUUCUUUAUGGCGAAGGAGGCAUGGCAGAGCUGCUGUUCUUUGAUAGUGAUGGGGGAUCUCCAAGUCGAGAGCUCCGAUUUGAGAUGAACUCCUCGUUUUCACACCCGGAGCGCAGGGAGGGGGUGUUGGUUGGGGAUGUGACGACGGGCUUGCCCCGGCCUGGYGGUGGCAGCAUGCCUGGCAUAACCGCGGUAGCAACUCCCCCUCUGAAGAUGCAGAGGCAGUUUAUUGCCAUGAACACGGGGAACAUGCGAUUGGAGGUGCAGAGUCUUGCCGUYAAGGCGUGCCAUGCACCAAGUUUCCGCGUGGAUUCCUCCGGGGGUUUUGUUCUGGAACCUGGAGAGUCUACGGUCAUCUCCAUCACCUUCGAGCCCGACCAAGCAGAUGGCAUUGUGAAGAGGACGUUGCGUGUGAUGACGACUGUUGGGGCWAUGGAUUUCCAGCUAAUCGGGAAACUACGACGUGAUGUGGACUUCAGAGUAUCUGUGGAGACCCUUCACCGAAAGUACUGCGUUUGCCGCGGAACAUCGUCUGCAGUGCAGUUGGCAGGUGGACCCCCUCGACCGCCGUUAGUAGCUGAGGGGGCAGUGGGGAAUCGGGUUGCGUCCGUUCACUUGUCUUCUGCUUCGUCUGCCUCUGCCGGCUCUUCUCCUGCAUCUGUGUCUGCCACAGCUCCAGUUCAGGGUGGCACGGUGUCGGCAGUGGUGAGCUGCAAUGAGAACUCUGCCCACGGCGUGGCCGUUGCAUCGAGCCGUGGGACAUUAUUGGCGCUCAAUGAAGGCACCUGCUCUCCCGCUUCCCAUGAGCAGACUGAGAACGGUGGUCAGAGUCGAGCUUUUGCAAUUCCGAGUAGUCUGAUUGAUGCCACUCUGAGAUUAGGGCCGGGACAAAGCCUGUCUGGAUCCUCAUCCUCGUCGUCGCCGUACGCAGCUGCCUCUUCUUCUCGCCCUGAGGAUAUGAAUAGACUCUCACAGGUAGGAGGUUCCGCUGCCGCUGCCAACCUGCAAAGGAGAACAGCAGCUGCAUCCCCGCUACCUGCAGACAAGUCGUCAGGUUCCUCAUUAUUGCCGUCUCACCUCUCUGCCGGGUUGCCCGAGGCAUCUGCUGCGCAAUUCACAACAACAUUUGCCACAUGUACCACCACCACUGCAUCGUUUUCUGCCUCUUGCUCUGUCAGAGCGGCCUCCCAGGCCUUGGCUGGUUCUGGUGUUGCUCCGGGUGCGUCCCAUGUAGUAGAUUCACAGUGCCGUGAUGCCUGCAACAGUAUGUCAUCUGGCUCGGCGGGGCAAUCAUCCUUGUUGCAAUCGCAAACAGCAUCCGAAAUGAUGCCGGGGAAGUUUAAGCAGUCAUCAUCCUCGAGAAGUGUGCCCAUGUCAAUUCCUUCGAAACUGUCAUUGCCAUCCACCCACUCUUUUACGUUCUCAGGUUCGGGUGCAGAGGAGGAGAGUGCUGCUGCCGGAGCCGAUCAGUCUGACCUGUUGUCCACUCCUCUUGGAACGCCACCAACUCCCUCUUCGGCAUCUGAAACAGCUGGUAAGAGUUGCAGUGCCAACGGUGCGUGCCAGAAAUCAGCAGACGGGCCACCUUCGUCAGCAGCGGCAGGGACCGAGAGGGAAAGAGAGAGGAGGCGAAAAAGAAGGCAGCAUCGGCAAAGUGUGGAAUCGCAGAAAUCAGGAGAUGGGUCUGCUGCUGCUGCUGCUCGUGGGGCGUCGGCGAGUACCAACAAUGCUGUGUGCCCUUCAUCUCCUCGUUCACCGCCGUCUCCCGCAGCUGCAAACAGCCCCCGUGGGGCAACGGGCUCGCCGAUAAAUAGUCCUCGUGGUGGCCCUCUCUUGACGUUGAAUACUGCGGCCAGCGCUCGUGGUGGCGCAGUUUCUUCCAGCGAUGCGGUGCAAGGAGGUGCUUGGCAGCAGUCGACUGCACCGGGUCGUUCUCCUCGCUGGUUGACACCGGCUGGCGGUGGGUUUGGAGGCGUUGCUGGGACUUCCUCUGAUGGGACUGGAACUGCUUCAGCUCCAGGCAGCACUUCUAUGGGGGCCACACAUGUUGCUAAUCACGGGGGUAAAGGGGGUGGCAGUUCACGAUCGGGAGGCGGUCGGUCUAGAGGUCGGCGCGGACCUGAAGGUUUGGCCCCCCUCGAGCUUCCGCCUCUUCGUCCUGAUAUCGGUGGCGUCGAUAGAAAGGCGUCCACUCCUGGAAGUGUGCCACAGGGGAGAAAUCUGGGGUGGUCCAUCAGUGCGCAUACUGGUGAUCAGAUUCCUUCGACAUCGUUGGAAGGAACCGCCACUACUUCCAACAAGCCAGUGAACCGAUCAGAGAGCAUGCCAAACGACCGCGGCAGUGUAUUAACCGCCGGAGGAGUGUGGACGACGGGUAGUGGCGUUGCUGCCUUGACGGCGAAAGUUUGUCAGAAUGGGCAUAAUACACGAGCUACAUCGGGGAAGAAGACAGGGCCAGGACACGCAGCGUCGUCUGGCGCUGCAGGAGGGGGAAUGAGUCUGGAUGCAAAUGUGCCAUCGGCAUCAACAUCUGAAAAAGGAGAAGAGGGCAAAUUUGCGGGAAGGGGUGGGGGGGCAGGGAUGGCUGUGAAUUCGCCCUCAGUGUAUGCUCAUGUCCAACUCCACAAGCAGGUCCCUCAUGCUGGAGGUCUGUCCCCUGGGACUCCUUCCGGGGUGAGUUACAACCUGCCCCACAGAACAGUUGGUGUAACUAGGUAUUCCCCUCUUCCUUCGCCGACAAGUGGGGGUGGAGGUGCGGGUCCUCUGCUGUACAAUCUGCCGGCUACUGGACCUUAUAAACCUCCACUKUCGCCUUCCGUGUCAUGCGGUUUGUCUUCCCCUKCRUCAAUGACAGCCCUCCUUCCGGCCGCAAAUAGCUCUAGUUCCUCCUCUUCGCAUGCASAUCCCGGGCCAAUUGACAUGGCUGCGGGAGAGAGUGGGUUGAGCGUUUGGGCCCGGGGAGGGGCUGGUACGGACRCGAAGGCGCCUUCUGUCUAYGRUGAUUCRAAGUGGGACUCCCCUCUUCUUGAGCGGAAGKUYGCAACAGUGCCYGGUACAGCGGCCGACGGCUCGCAACGUUCUGUAGGSAGCGGCAAUCGUUCAGCUUGGCGGGGAAUGAGAAGUGGACGUGGSAGCACAUCUGCUGGAGGCCUUCUGGGAAUUACAAUCCACGGCCCCUAUGACACUCUCAACGAUAUCGGGCGGCAGAGCUUGGAUGCGGACCAGACGCUCAACAAYCUGGCWUGUAACAUCUGGGGCUAUUGCCCACSAGGAAGAGAUCCAAUCGGUGKCGGGUUGGGGUUGUCUUCGCCUCGAGGGGUGACRUCAACGGGUGAAMUCACUUCUCCUACCGAAGCCCUCUUCUCGCAAACUGGAUUCAAGUCUCUGCUCUCGGACAUGAGUCGCGCGACAGCAGCAGAGUCCCUGASUAGUGGAAGGGUKGAGGGUAGGGUGCUGCAGCCCUCUGCUGGCCAUGAGUCGUCCGUAAGCAGUCAUAAUGGCCCAUUUGCGGCAUUYCCUCCUUUUUCGAUGUUCUCCCAGKGUCCAGGMUCCACCGUCUCCKAUUCCUCUAACCGGGCUGAACCCUUGUGGAGCAGUGCSACUCGCACUGCUCAYGUGCGUUCGCCAYGCUCCAUCGACAACCUGUCSUCUACGACUAGCAGCUGUGUUCUCUCCGCGGACCCGAUUCUUCUGUCCCCUCGUGGCAGMUCRCAGGCGUUCUCAGUCUSCGACGCUUCAUCGGUUGCGGUGGCAGUUUGUUCUGCAACCACACAGCGAGCUCUCGUAGAGAGAGGCGCCACCRGAGGGGGGAGAUUGGGAGUGGGAGUGAUCGGCAACAAGGCAACCACCACUGUGAUGUCGACUUCCUCCUCGUUGAUGGCGUGCUCCUCCGUUUCCAUGCGGUCUUACAAUCCCCCAAUGCAAUACUCGCCGCUUCCGGAUGGUGUCAACCUCGGCAGCCCGAGAGGGGGAGGAGGGGUGUCCCAUAACCCAAACCUGUCCGGUCCCGGACCUGCCGCGUCCCGGGGAAUACAAGGUUCCAUUCCAACCAUCCAAGCCCAAUCAUUCUAUUUGCACAUCAAUCCCGGCGAAGCGUUUAUCACGCCGGCGGCGAUUCCUGAGGAAGAGGCUGUGCAUGUAUUCUAAGUACUGUUUCUCCCAUCAGCUGGGUACAUGUGUUCGCUACAAUAACAUAGGCGCUGCUGCAUUUCCGGUCGCCCGGUUCUUACCUUCUUGUUGGGCAUUUGUACUUGCUGGCUGUUCUUGUUGGGCAUUUCCGGUCGCCCGGUUGACAGGGCCUCGAUCGAUUUGAUGGUCAUGGAACACCUGGGGGUAACGACUGGUCUUGAUUCACUAACUGACUAAUCGCUCGGACUGGGGGACGACUAGUCCUCCGUUGUUGCACUCUACUAUUUUGAUGUUUACACGACUGGCUUAUUGCCUGGCAUUCUAUCAGGCAGUUGCUCUCUCGGGUGAUGUGUUUAUUUGUGUGAACUGUGCAUGCGUGCCUGGUCACAAGCAAGUUCCUUACGUGCUUCCUGGGCAGGGGGUCAGGUGGUACAGGGCGGGAGUGUGGAGCCUUAGGUAAAGGUCAAUGGCCCUGGCUGGAACCGGGUAUCGGCUCUCUCUCUCUCUCUUUCACACACACACACACACACACACACACACACACACACACACACACACACAGAAACACACACACACAGACACACACAGAGAGAGAGAGAGAGAGAGAGAGAGAGAGAGAGAGAGAGAGAGAGAGAGAGAGAGAGAAGGGGGUUAUGGGACUCUCUCUUAGGAUGUGAGUGUUGUGGAUGGGAGGGAAUGGAGUUUAGGACCUUUAGGUACUGUGAUUGCCUUUGUGGCCUGUUGUGAAUGUGGAGGUAACGGGCUUAGGGUUUAGGGUUUGAGACUUCUCAACGAAAACCUUCUAUCGGGAGUGGAUUCAUGAUUUUGGCCCGGGCCGUGUUUCCAUCCUGUGAGGGUAUGUGGGGAAGGAGGAUUUAUAUCCCUUACAGUAGGAAUAUGCAUCACACUCUCUUCCCUAAACCUUGUUGUCAUUUCGUAGCCAAUGCCGCCCACCUGUGUUUCUGCAUGCAGGUCACCGCUCCACGAACUCAUCUGGUACAGCCGCGAAUGGCAUUGCCAAUGUGACCAGAUGGUGUCCAAUUACUAGAUAGGCAACGUCCAUUUCAGCGA
This is a messenger RNA of Chara braunii, 10844 nucleotides long. Lineage: Eukaryota; Viridiplantae; Streptophyta; Charophyceae; Charales; Characeae. The record is from the annotation of a GenBank genome assembly.